Molecule: messenger RNA, 4054 nt
Organism: Chiloscyllium plagiosum (whitespotted bambooshark)
Lineage: Eukaryota; Metazoa; Chordata; Chondrichthyes; Orectolobiformes; Hemiscylliidae
Product: short transient receptor potential channel 5-like
Biological process (GO): calcium ion transmembrane transport; regulation of cytosolic calcium ion concentration
Cellular component (GO): plasma membrane; cation channel complex
Molecular function (GO): protein binding; store-operated calcium channel activity; inositol 1,4,5 trisphosphate binding
Source: RefSeq, a predicted model, not a curated record
CGAACAGAUUCUAUCCGGAACUACAAGAGGGUACAUGCUUUGCUAACGAGAUGAGAUGACAACCCCAUGAAGCAGAAGCUGCAGUGUUUUUUCUUCCACUGCCCAAACACCGGCGAUCUUUGAAAGGUCAAGGAUGGGUAAAAAGGAAGGUAAGGAGGAAGGAACGAGGGAAUAAAAACAAGAGAAACGAAGGAGAAUGUGAAGGAAAGAACCUCAUAACUUACCUGUCACCGUUUGCAGUGUGUGUGUGUGUGUUUGUGAGAGAGAGAGGCAGCCCCCGCUUCUGGAGCAUGUGCUAUGUGUCGGACUCGCGUUCUCACCAAAGGCUGACUGAGUGACGCCUCUGUCACAUCAAUGCAGAGCUGUACCUACAUUACUGACCUAUCGAAGAUCCUGUCAUCCAAGAGCGAAUACCCCUCCUGCCCUGGCUUCAGAGGUGGGGAGGGUGUGAAGUGUGCUGGGUAUUGAUAGAGGCUCGGAAUGUAAAACCCAGCUUCUCCUCAGCUCUCCUAUCUCGAUGGAGAGCAGCGCGACUGGGUUCCUAAGGAGGAUCUGGAGAAGCCGAGAGGGACUGACAACAACAAGCCUCUCUGCUGCACUUUUUACCAGCAAGCCCCCGAACCUGGAGGAUAUCAUAACGUUUUCGACACGCUAAAUUAAAAGCGAAGUGUCCUCUGGCGGAAAAGUUCAUUUUCACAACCGCCGUGUGCUGAGGAGAAUUCUAAAACGAUUGGGAUCUUAGGAUCUUCAGCGAUUUACAUUGUGUUGUGCGGCGAAGUCUUCAGGAUGACAACGUUAGUACAAUCGCUGCGUUAUAAAUUCAGCGAAAACUACACUGCACCGAUUUAUGGGGGGAACCGAGCGUACAGGAUCCAUGCGGCACAAUGAACAAUGGCCCAGCUGUACUACAAAAAGGUCAACUAUUCUCCAUACAUAGACCGGAUUCCAUUGCAGAUUGUACGUGCAGAGAAUGAGCUUUCGCUGGAGGAGAAAGCUUAUCUGAAUGCGGUGGAAAAGGGGGACUAUGCCAGUGUGAAGCAAGCUCUGGAGGAAGCUGAAAUCUACUUUAAUAUUAAUAUCAACUGCACAGACCCUCUGGGACGGAGUGCACUCCUCAUAGCAAUUGAAAAUGAAAACUUAGAGAUCAUGGAGCUGCUCCUGAGUUUCAGCAUUUACGUGGGGGAUGCAUUGCUCUAUGCAAUACGAAAGGAAGUUGUUGGAGCAGUUGAGCUUCUGCUGCAUUAUAGGAAACCAAGUGGAGAAAAACAGGUCCCUCCUUUAUUGAUGGAUGCCCAGUUUUCAGAAUUCACUCCAGACAUUACACCCAUAAUGCUUGCUGCACAUACCAAUAACUAUGAGAUUAUUAAACUAUUGGUCCACGGAGGAGUCUCCAUUCCUCGACCUCACCAAGUCCGGUGCAACUGCGUGGAGUGUGUUUCUAGUUCAGAAGUUGACAGUCUCCGUCACUCAAGGUCACGCCUGAAUAUAUACCGUGCUCUUGCUAGUCCUUCGUUAAUAGCCUUGUCAAGUGAAGACCCAAUCCUCACAGCUUUUCAGCUAGGAUGGGAACUGAAAGAACUCAGCAAAGUAGAGAAUGAGUUUAAAGCUGAAUAUGAAGAGCUGUCACAGCAGUGCAAACUCUUUGCCAAAGAUCUGCUGGAUCAAGCUCGAAGUUCGAGGGAGCUGGAGAUCAUAUUGAACCACAGAGAUGACCAGAGCGAUGAGUUAGAUCCCCAGAAAUGCCAUGACCUAGCAAAACUGAAGGUAGCCAUCAAAUACCAUCAGAAAGAGUUCGUUGCUCAGCCUAACUGCCAGCAGUUACUUGCGACAUUGUGGUACGAUGGAUUCCCAGGCUGGCGCCGCCGACACUGGGCAGUCAAACUCCUAACCUGCAUCACCAUUGGGUUUCUAUUUCCAGUACUUUCUGUGGUUUAUCUGGUGGCGCCAAAGAGCAGACUGGGACUCUUCAUUAGGAACCCUUUCAUUAAGUUUAUCUGCCACACAGGCUCCUACCUGACAUUCCUUUUCCUGCUAUUGUUGGCAUCUCAGCACAUUGUCAAGACCGACCUUCACAUGCAAGGGCCACCACCAACUAUUGUCGAGUGGAUGAUAUUACCAUGGGUAUUAGGCUUUAUAUGGGCUGAAAUCAAAGAAAUGUGGGAUGGUGGGUUUACUGAAUAUGUACAUGACUGGUGGAACCUGAUGGACUUUGCAAUGAAUUCCUUAUACUUAGCCACUAUCACAUUGAAGAUUGUUGCCUAUGUGAAGUACAAUGGCUCACGCCCUCGUGAAGAGUGGGAGAUGUGGCACCCAACAUUGAUUGCAGAAGCCCUGUUUGCAAUAGCCAAUAUUUUCAGCUCCCUUCGUCUGAUCUCCCUUUUCACUGCAAACUCUCACCUGGGACCAUUACAAAUCUCACUGGGCCGCAUGCUCCUUGAUAUUCUCAAGUUCCUCUUCAUUUAUUGCCUGGUGCUGCUUGCAUUUGCAAAUGGACUGAAUCAACUGUACUUUUACUAUGAGACCAGCGCUUCUGAAGAGCCCAAUCAUUGCAAAGGAAUACGGUGUGAGAAGCAAAACAAUGCAUUUUCAACAUUAUUUGAAACACUGCAAUCCUUAUUCUGGUCAGUAUUUGGUCUGUUGAAUUUGUACGUCACUAAUGUAAAAGCUCGGCAUGAGUUCACGGAAUUUGUUGGAGCCACCAUGUUUGGAACCUACAAUGUCAUCUCCUUGGUUGUCUUGCUUAAUAUGCUGAUUGCCAUGAUGAAUAAUUCUUACCAGCUCAUUGCAGACCAUGCUGACAUUGAGUGGAAGUUUGCCAGAACAAAGCUUUGGAUGAGUUACUUUGAUGAAGGUGCAACUCUUCCACCACCUUUCAACAUCAUCCCCAGCCCAAAAUCUGUUUGGUACCUCUGUAAAUGGCUACACAUGCACAUCUGUCCAAGCAGAGAUUCAGAGAACGAGCAAAAGCGUGAGAAUCUCAGAGAAUUUACAGAACGGCAUGCAGAUGACCUGAUCCAAAAUCAACACUACCAGGAAGUCAUUAAAAAUUUAGUGAAAAGAUAUGUUGCGGCUAUGAUCAGAAGUGCCAAAACUGAUGAAGGACUUACAGAAGAGAACUUUAAGGAACUGAAACAAGAUAUCUCCAGUUUUCGCUAUGAAGUUCUUGACCUGUUAGGAAACAGGAAAUCAUCGCGAAGGACAUACUCUACCAGCAGUGAUGGGAUGCAGAUGGGAGAUAUGGAGGAUGAUAGUGCUGAAGAAAUGAAAAAAAUCGUGUCAUUCAAUUUGGCAGGUGAAAGUAAUGACAGAAAGACGUUGAAAAUGAACUCUUUCAGUGUUUCAGCUCUUAUUAAAUCAGUUUCUGGAAUUGACCUUAAUGAAGAGAAAUCCAAAAAUAACAGGAUGAGUAAGCAAUCUUCCUCAGUCAGAAAUGGCAAUCGAUUCCAGAGAUAUCCAAAUUCGAAGAAGGAUUCAUUUAAAAGACUUGGCCUUUUGUUCAGCAAGAUGAAUGGGCAACUAUCUGAACCAAGCCCAGAGCCAGUGUCAAGCAUUUCUGAUGGACUACUUCAAGCACAAAAUGUGUGGCAGGACUUCAAUUAUUCCCAAAUUUCCAAUUCUAACAAUAUAACAAAGAGUGAGAGCAGCCUUAAUGCUGUUGGUCUUAAUGAAGUAAACAGAAGAAACAGAAUUGAUAGCCAUUGUUCAGCUAACCAUGAUUCCUUUAAUUGUUCUUCCAAUAUCAGUACCUCCAAUAACAAACUCAUUGACUCGUCAAGUGACGUCUAUGACUCCUGGGGGGAAGCCUGUGACUUGCUAAUGACCAGAUGGAACAGUCAUCAAGAGGACUAUGUAACGACUCAAUUAUAAUACUGUAUAUCAAGAUACCACUUUACCACAACAAACUUUGGGUCAUGUUCAUGAGGAAUUAUUUUAUAAAAUUGAAUAUAUGAGAAUGUGUGGUUGUAGGGGUGUUUUCUAAAGAGGAACCACACUUCCUGUAAAUUACAACUUGUAUUUGUACAGCAUCAUUAAAGUAAUAAAACAUCCAAAGGCA